This is a messenger RNA of Vitrella brassicaformis, 3216 nucleotides long. The record is from the annotation of a GenBank genome assembly. NCBI's taxonomy places the organism in Eukaryota, Vitrellaceae.
CAACCGCAUGCACACGCCAGCCAGCCAUGUCAGUGUGCCAAGUGCUUGUUAGCAGCUCGACUACGCCAUGCAACACCCGUUUCGACGCAGUAUGAUGGUCGAAUCGGUGAUGCAUCCGCUCGCGAGCUGCUCCCACGCACUGUGACACACUCACGCACACCACAGCAUUCUCUCCCCGUCUGGCCCAAUGAAACCAUGCCCCUGCCUCCCCACGUCAUCGAGUCGGGUAUCGUAUCGAGAAAGCUGUGUGGAAUUCGGUAGCCCCACCACCACCAUCGAUGCUCUUGAAGGCAGGGAGAUUGCUGGCAAGAGCGGCGAUACUGAGGAAGAAGCAACGGACCCCACACAGCUCGUCACCAGACAAACACAGCAGACCUCUCUUCUCUUGAAAGCAGCAGACCCACAACCAACGCACGCACACUCAGGCACCCACCCCAGCAGUCGGUCACCUGCCGGCUCCCUCCUUGGCCGCCCCAGCACCCCCUUUGUAGCUGUCAUCCAUCUGUUCACGGGAGCGGCUCCUGUUGAGGGCCUCCCGCGCCUUCUCGCGCAGCUCCCGCAGCCGUUCCUCGGCCUCCUCGCCCGUCCGGGGGGACACGUCGUUGCUGCUGUGCGACUUCAUCUUACGCAACUGCUCCUUCAACUGCUGCAGACGCUCCUGCACGCCUCACAAAGUCGGAAAAGAUUGAUUUCUGGGGCGGGGCAGGGCGGUGUGUGGACCCCCUGUGUGUGUGAGACCAGACCUGGUUGGCUGGUGAGGUCUUGCCGGCCGUGUCGUUGGCAUCGUGGUCGCGUCUGAGUGCGCCGGGGGAUGCGCUGUCGCCUCUUCCGCCCACCCUGCGGGGCGACGCGUCGUCCACCAUCACCACGUCACCAUCGCCACCACCCUUGCGCGAAUCUGCAAGAGCAUCCGCAAGGGCAUGUGUACCCCUCCGGCUCUUGCUUUCCUGCCUCGGUUACGUUACCGUCGUCUGGCGAGUCUCUGCAGCGCUUGGGUGAUGGCGGCAUGGCGUCGUCGUCUUCGGGGACGUCCUCAGAGCUGGGCGACGGCCGCCGGGGGGCUCCCCUGUCCUUGUCUCUGUCUUUGUCACGGCCCCUGUCCUUGUCCCUGUGGUGCUUCUUGUCCUUCUUGGCCCGCCGCCCUCGGCUGUCGUCCGAACCAUCCUCAUCUGACACACACACACAGAUGGACAGGCGAUGCGCGUGGUAGAUAUGUGCAGCCAGCGCGUCUGUCUGUCCUUGCCCUGUGGUGUACCGUCCCGUCGGCGUUUCUUCUUGUCCUUCCUGUCCUUGUCCUUGUGCUUCCGCUUGCGCUUCCUGUCCCGCUCAUCGUCACUCUCACUCGCCUCGGGCUCGUGCCUGAGGGACACACCACACCACAGCCACAUGCAGGCGCCUCAUGUGCGGGUGUGGGCCGCUAGGGUGGAUGGAUGGAUUACCUUGCUCGGUCUCUGUCGUUCCUGCCCCUGUCCCUGGACCGGCUGCGGUCACGGUCGCGGUGCCGCUCCUUCUCGGCGGCGUCCUCCUCCUCACGCCUGCGACUACGGGGCACCGCAUCAUCGUCACGGUCACGGUGGUCAUCUUUGUCGCGCCGCCGGUCAUCUGACGACACAAUGGAAAGAGAAGCAUAUGAGCAAUGGUUGUGUGCUCUGCGUGUGCCGCGUGUUGGUUACCGAAGUCUCUGUCUCGGUCGUCUCGCUCUCGAGGGCGGUAGCCACGACGGUCGUCAGGCGGCGGGCGGCUGACACACAGACAAAGAAGGGUCAAAUAUGAAAGCGAAGGCCAUCCAUAUGUGGAGUGUGUGUGUUGUGCUUUACUCACCGUCGGUCGUCUCGCCUGUCGUAGUCGCCGUAGUCAUCUCGGUGCCUGUCAUAGUCGCCAUAGUCGUCACGGUGGCGGUCAUACCGACCUGCACAACACAACGUAACACAUCAGACAUGACACAACAGCAUGCACGCCAAAAUCACCCGUGCCCUCUCCCUCUCUCGAGGGCCUCCAAUGCACAUGUGCUCGCCGAAUGUAUUGACAUACCUCUAUCUCUGAGGUCUCGGUCUCUGUCAGGCCGUCUGUCGCGGUCCGGUCGCCUCUCUCGAUCGUCUCGCUCACGUGGGGCAUUCUUGCCCCUCUCCCACCACACCUCACGCCGACCACGGUGGUCGUCACGGUCACGAUCUGACACACAUAAGACACAGAGAGGCUGUGGUGUGUGCCUAUGGUCUUCUUUCUUACCUCUGUCUCGCUCUCUGUUGGUCUCUCUGUCCCUGCGGCGGUCGUCCUCCUUGCCGUUCCUCUCCCGCCCCUCCCCGUUAGCCUCCCUCCUCUCGUCAGGGCUGCUGCCACCGCCCCUGUCAGCCUUCUUGUCCCACCGACUGCUGCGUCGCUUGACGUCAUUGUUCUCUGCUGCUACUGCUGGGAGUGACGUCCCACCGAGUCGGAUGCGCUGUGGCAGCAUCCCGAGGACGCCUGACGAGUCGCCGAUGCCGCCGAGAGUGCCUGUGCCCUGUGCGGCCUUCUGCCUGGCGAGCUCCUCGUCGAGUCUGGCCUUCUCCUCCCUCUUUUUGUCGAUCUCCCGCUGCUUCUCCUCCAGCAGCUGCUUGGGGAUGAAGGCGGCGGCCUCGUUCUCGUUAGCCGACAGCAGCAGGCCCCAGAGCUCCUCCACGAAGGGCGCCGCCUUGCGCUCCAUGAAGCCGGUGAGGUUGUACUGCAGCUUGCGGGGGUCGACGUCCUCCUCAGACUCGAUCUGCUGCUUGAGCUCCUCGACGGCGAACGAGGUGGCGACCUCGUCGUCGACGCCCAUGAGCUCGGGGAUGCGGCGCCUCAUCCAGUGGAUAAUGAUGUCCAUCUGCACCCGCUUGAAGUCCACCGGCUUGGAAAACGAGGCGGGGAACUUGGUCUUCUUGAAAAACUGCAUGACAUACAUGACGUGCGACAGACAGACAUCAAGGCGGCAUCCAGAUCAACGUCUUCAUAGGUGUGGUGUGUCUGUGGUGUGUCUGUCUGUCUGUCUGACCUUCUCGUGGUCCUUGUUCUUGAGCCAGGGCGUCUGCUCGGCACUGACGCCGCGGUAGCCGCCGUCCAUUGCCAUCACUGCCGAGACUCAGAGGGGAGGGGUGGAGAUUCCAGAGAUGGACAGCACCGGCACAACCGCAGAUGGAGAUGAGACGAGAAGACUGCCGAGAUCUGCACGGAUCUCAAUCAGCGGAUGGUUUCUCGAAG